Heterostelium album PN500 is the source of this 507-nucleotide messenger RNA. RefSeq lists its product as uncharacterized. Gene Ontology annotation, cellular component: cytoplasm. Gene Ontology annotation, biological process: intracellular protein transport; vesicle-mediated transport. The record is from RefSeq and is a predicted model, not a curated record. Bases 1 to 507 code for a protein of 168 amino acids. The transcript has 2 exons. Lineage: Eukaryota; Evosea; Eumycetozoa; Acytosteliales; Acytosteliaceae. Gene Ontology annotation, molecular function: GTPase activity; GTP binding.
AUGGGAAAAGUUAAAUUAAAAUCAUUAUUUUCAAAAAGAAAGAUUAAAUUAUUGAUACUUGGUUUUGGUAAUAGUGGCAAGAUAACCAUUUUAAAAAAUUUAAAGAUAAGUGAGAUUGCAAUGUGUUGUAUUCAAGUUGGUUUCUUUAUGGAACGUGUAGAGAAUAAAUAUUUUAAUAUUACAAGUUGGGUAUGCAUAUUAUACUAUUAUGUUAUUGAUUCAACAGAUCAAAGAAGUUUAGAUAGUAUAUCUAUUAAUAUCACUACGAUAUUGAGUGAAGUACAACUCAUAGGUAAACCAAUUCUAUUCUUUUAUAACUACCAAGAUGCUCAUGAUGCUCUAUCGAUUUCAGAGAUAUCAGCACAAAUGAAAAUUAAUGAUAUCAAAGAUAGACAAUGGUUUACUCAACCAACUACAGCAAUUGAUAAUAAUAGUGGUGUAUUAGAGGGUUUUCAAUGGUUAUCAAAUAUUUUAAUUGAUGAAUCGAAUCAUGAUAAAAAUUUGUAA